This is a messenger RNA of Armigeres subalbatus, 3344 nucleotides long. RefSeq names its product DNA-binding protein Ewg (gene ewg). Gene Ontology annotation, biological process: regulation of transcription by RNA polymerase II. Gene Ontology annotation, molecular function: DNA-binding transcription factor activity, RNA polymerase II-specific; RNA polymerase II cis-regulatory region sequence-specific DNA binding. The record is from RefSeq and is a predicted model, not a curated record. NCBI's taxonomy places the organism in Eukaryota, Metazoa, Arthropoda, Insecta, Diptera, Culicidae. Bases 203 to 1927 code for a protein of 574 amino acids. The transcript has 10 exons. Gene Ontology annotation, cellular component: nucleus.
CCGCGGCAACAAACACUUUCGAACCUCACUCGCUGUCGCUAGAACGGGCCUUGGAAAAAUCGAUACUGGCGUCGGCCAUCGCAAAGAGUGCAAGUGAGGUGAAAAUUUUUCGUCUUUGCAGUUUAGAGCAUAAUUUACAGUGAAUUUGUGCAAUAAACGUCGUUAACACACACUCGGCACGCUGGCGGACACUAUCAGCAUCAUGGACGCGGUCGAGGAGAUGGACCUGAUCGAGGACGACAACAUAACCGGGGCGUCCGACGAUGACGACGAUGAUAAUCCGAGCAGUCCGGGCAGCGCGUACGACGACGGGACAAAUCUAAUCAACGUGGCCAUGGAGAAUGAAGUUACCGCACAGCUGGUCGCGGCCGGCGUAGUAGGCGUUGCCGCGGCUGCCGCCAUCACAUCGUCCAAGAAGAAAAAGCGGCCGCAUUCGUUCGAGACGAAUCCCUCCAUCCGGAAACGGCAGCAGAACCGGUUGCUAAGGAAGUUGAGGCAAACUAUCUUCGAAUACGCAACCCGAGUCGGUCAGCAGGCCGUUGUCCUCGUGGCCACCCCCGGCAAGCCGAACAACAUUUUCAAAGUGUUCGGUGCAAAGCCCCUGGAGGACGUACUGAAAAACCUUCGCCCGAACGUGAUGGACAAACUGGACGAGGCACUGGCGGCGCAAGCCCCACCACGGGUACAGGACGAUCCGUCGCUGUUCGAACUGCCUCCGCUUAUCAUCGAUGGCAUUCCGACACCGGUAGAGAAGAUGACCCAAGCCCAGCUGCGAGCAUUCAUCCCACUGAUGCUGAAGUACUCCACCGGACGGGGCAAACCAGGCUGGGGAAGGGAUUCAACGCGCCCGGCCUGGUGGCCGAAGGAGCUUCCUUGGGCGAACGUUCGAAUGGACGCCCGCACAGAGGAUGAAAAACAGAAGAUAAGCUGGACACAUGCCCUGCGAAAGAUCGUCAUCAACUGCUACAAAUAUCACGGUAGGGAAGAUCUGCUUCCAGCAUUUAGUGAAGAGGAUGAGAAGGCUAAUGCCAUUGCGACGGCGAAUUCCAAUGUUGAGCAGAUCAAAAUCCAGAACACAAACGUCAUUACGACCACCACCACAGGGGGUCAUUCCCUGGCAAGCAGCAGCACAACCGGCGGUCAGCAGAUCGUCAUCCAGCACCAGCCGGCACAGGCAACCAUAACCACCGCUCCCCACCAGACGACGCAGAUCAUCAAGGAGGUCUCGGACGGCACCAUUCAGAUUCAGCAGCAACCCUCGCCCACGCAGACCCUGAAUGCGCAGGUUUGCCUCGACUCGAUGGCGCUAAGCGAUGUGGAUUACACGCACACAGUACUUCAAACAAUCCAGAAUCCCGAUGGAACGGUUUCCAUAAUCCAGGUUGAUCCCAACAAUCCAAUCAUCACACUUCCAGACGGAACGACGGCACAAGUGCAAGGCAUCGCAACGCUACAAGCGCAAAACGACGGAGGUGUUCACACAAUCCAAACCAUAUCGGACGGGCAGGGUGAAAGCAUGUCGGUGGACCUGACGGAAGCAACGCUAGGUCAAGAUGGACAACUGAUCAUCACGGGUGAAGAUGGCCAAGAGUAUUCUUACUCAGGUUUCCCGGUGAGUGGAAUGAUCACAGUUCCGGUUUCGACGCAGAUGUACCAGACCAUGGUUGCCAACAUCCAGCAAUUGCCCAACGGAGACGGAACGGUGUGCAUAACGCCGAUGCAGAUGUGUGAUCUAGUCGAGAACGGAGAAACAAUGGAGACAAUAACGGUUGGCCCAGGAAUGCACCAGAUGAUGAUUCAAGGACCACCGGGAUCCGAGCCACAAGUACUGCAAGUGCUGAGUUUGAAGGACGCUUCUGUACUGACGAAAGCAAUGGCAGCCAUUGGCGAAGUGAAGGACGACACCACAAUAGCAAUUGAGCAUUAGAACACGCCCACUCAUAGGCGGGAGCAUCACCCCUUACCCAUCGUCAUAUCUGGAAGCGUUAUUUUAAAGACAAACCUGAUUCAAAAUCUAGUUGAAACUUGUGAAACGACAUCCGACUUCAUAUUGUGAAGCGAUGUCACUAGUCAAAGUUUUAAAUUUCAAAUCAUUCCGUUUAAUGCUCCACAUUGUAAAUAAGACAAGUUUUGAAAAUUUUCAAAUCUACUAACCUUAAACAAAAUCUAACAAAAAAAAUUAAACACGAAUAACAAUCAUCGUUCACUCAAUCUAGUCGGCGUUGGCGGAGAACAAUUUUGAAAUUUUCUCCAUCGACGCAGCAACCCUUGUAAAUAUGAAUCGAUCAUUUUCCUUCAUCACAUUGGUUUAGAAUAAUUUUUUGGAAUGCUGUGCCAGCUCGCGUGUGGACAAACACACUCUCUACAUCACGACGGAAAAUGAUUGACAGGCAAAUCUAGUCUCGUUGAUAGUCUGAUUUUGCAACGUGUUUCUUGUCCUUGUUAUUAGCUUCUGUACUUCUGACUGAUAUGGUUCAACUAAGUCUCGAGAUUUAAGAAAUAUUUAUAAUUUUACUAGUCAAAUGACGUUGCGUGCAACAUUAUUGUAUAAGUUCGACAUUAUUUAUUCGCUUUUGGUUCUAAACUAUUCUACAAACUAAACUAAUCCCUCAAAAAAUCCCCUUCGAAACAAAAGCAACUAUAUCGCAAUAUGCUAAAUCCUGCUAGUUCCAGUCUGUGUACAAAAGAAUGCAAAACCCCAUGAAGAAAAACAACACUAGAGGAAAAGACUGAUCCAUCCCGAGGGAUUAGACACACUCCAAAACAAGAAACUGUGAUUAAUGGAAUGUACUAGCCUGGUUUUUUAUGCUUAUUUAUUAUUUAUAUCCAACCACUCCAAUCAACGAUUAUUUAUUUUAUUUACCAAAUUAUAUCUAUUGACCUAAUUUAUUAAUUUAUUCGAAAAAGAUCUGUAAUUUAUAGUUACAGGAAGUCAUGUAGUAAUUUUAUAUUAAACUAUUUAUUGAAAAAAAUAAGCAGGAAAUUGUAUUGAGCGUUCACUGUGUGGAUCUUCAUUCUCCCAAACGAUGGAUUCUUUUGAUUCACAGACAAACAAUAAAACUAAUUGUUCCUUAUGUAUAACCAUACAACUGACAAAGAGAAUAGAUCAAACUUGCUGUAAAGGAGUUGUACGAAUAUGUUCGAAGGUACUUUAUGUCCACUCAUGUGCACACUCAAUUACAAGAAUACAGUCCUCUUGGGGAAAGUAUGAGAUAUUUCAGAUUAAGAUUCAAAGAAGAAAACCAACUAUUUUUGUCGCUGUAAUAAUUCAUGUGCAGAUAAUUCAUCGAUGUAAUAUAUAAAAAGAGAAACCAUCAGACAAAUAAAAACAUGCGCAAAUAUCA